Messenger RNA from Tarenaya hassleriana, 1479 nucleotides. Its product is annotated as CRS2-associated factor 1, mitochondrial. Gene Ontology annotation, molecular function: RNA binding. The record is from RefSeq and is a predicted model, not a curated record. The transcript is spliced from 5 exons. The coding region runs from base 52 to 1239 and encodes 395 amino acids. NCBI's taxonomy places the organism in Eukaryota, Viridiplantae, Streptophyta, Magnoliopsida, Brassicales, Cleomaceae. Gene Ontology annotation, biological process: Group II intron splicing.
UCCCCCAGAGAUCAAUGGCCAAAGGAGCAUAAACCCAGAAGCCCUGAGCAGAUGUCCCUGCUUCGUCUCUCCCGCCAAAAUCCAUCCUCGUUCUCGCUCUCUUUCACCCGCUGCUUCUCCUCGAUCGCGGCCUCUUCUUCUUCUCGACUGCGAGACUAUUACAAUUUCCAGCCUCCGCCUCCUUUGUCCUCGCCUUCCGACAACCCUAACCCUAACCAUAACCAGAAGAAGAAGAAGCAGAAGCCGCUGUACCGUCCUCCUUCUUCUCUAGAAGGCGUCAAGAAGACGCGCUCCGAUCUUCCUUUCGAUUUUCGGUACAGUUACACGGAGAGCUGUCAGAAUGUGAGGCCCAUCGGGUUGAGAGAGCCCAAGUACUCGCCAUUCGGACCCGGCCGCUUGGACCGGGAAUGGACCGGCGUCUGUGCACCGGCGGUGGACCAGAAGGUCCGGUCGUUGGAUGGGGUGGAAGAUCCGAAGCUGGAAGAGAAAAGGAAGAAUAUGAGGGAGAGGAUUCAAGGGGCUCCUCUCACUCAAGCUGAAAGGAAAAUUCUCGUGGAGCAGUGUCAGAGAAACAAAACUAAAAGGCAAAUCAAUCUCGGGAGAGACGGCUUGACUCACAAUAUGCUGAAUGAUAUCCACAAUCAUUGGAAACAUGCUGAAGCUGUCAGGGUCAAGUGUCUCGGUACCCCAACUGUUGAUAUGAAAAAUGUAAUCUUUCACCUCGAGGAUAAAACCUUCGGAAAAGUCAUCUCUAAACAUUGUGGUACGCUUGUAUUGUAUAGAGGCAGGAACUACAAUCCCAAGAACAGACCCAAGGUACCAUUGAUGUUGUGGAAACCUCAUGAACCUGUUUACCCUAGACUGAUCAAAACAACAAUUGAGGGUCUGAGCAUUGAAGAGACGAAAGAAAUGAGGAAAAGAGGAUUAGCCAUUCCAGCUCUGACAAAACUCGCAAAGAAUGGGUAUUAUGGCAGUCUUGUUCCAAUGGUCAGAGACGCUUUCCUUGUAAGUGAGUUAGUACGGAUAGAUUGCCAAGGACUUGAGAGAAAGGAUUAUAAGAAAAUCGGUGCUAAACUGAGGGAUUUGGUUCCUUGUAUCCUGGUGACAUUUGACAAGGAACAGAUCUUUAUGUGGAGAGGGAAAGACUACAAGCCCUCGGAGGAUGACGGAUAUUCUUCCUUCUUCCGUUGUGAGUCUUCUGCAGACGCAGAAGAUACUCCGGAAGAAGAUGCCCUUUAAUCAUUAUGGAGCAAGAUAUGUAACAUUAAUUAUUCAGCAAAUACCGUUCAAUCUUAAAAGGCGUGGGUAUCGAUCAAUGCUUGUUACCAUGCGCAUGGUAACAAGCAUUAGUUGCAGGUUUUUCCAUUUCGACUUGUACAUGGAGGAGUAGUAUAAAUACAUGUGUAUUGUGGGCACAUGGUAUUACUAUUUAGAAAGAAUACCAAGGUUGGUUGUCAUGGAGGUAAAAUGUUCUCCUUC